CUAGAACAUAUAAAGAACUACCAGAAUUUCCUAGCCUUCAUUUUUGCCAUUGAAGAGAUUAAUAGCAACCCUCAUCUUUUACCCAACAUAACUUUGGGAUAUGAGUUCCAUAAUUUCCUUCACAGUCAUUGGAGAAUGUUGGAGAGUUCUCUUAUUUUGCUCAUAAGACAAGAUGGGAUCCCCAAUUAUACAUGCUGGGGGAAAAGCAAGUCUGUAGCAGUGUUAACUGAAUCAUCACAGUCAACUUCUGCUCAAAGUGGAGCCUUGCUGGAACUCUACAAAUUUCCACAGGUUUCCUUUGGUUCUUAUGAUCCUAUGCUGAAAGACAAUGGCCAAUUUCCUUCUCUCUACCAGGUUUCCCAAAAGGACACAUCUCUGGCCCUUGGCAUGGUUUCCUUGAUGCUUCAUUUCAGCUGGACUUGGGUAGGACUUGUCAUCACAGAAGGUCAUAAAGGUCAUCGAUUUCUCUCAGAUGUCCAUGCAGAAAUGGACAGAAACAGAGUCUGUGUAGCAUUUGUGAAAAUGCUCCCAUCUCCUCUUGCAUCAUAUAUGCCAAGUACACAUGAACACAUUGUCCUAAGUGGGGAAACAUCACUGGUCAAUGUGGUUGUAAUUUACUAUGACAUUGAUGGUCUGAAUGAUUUAUACUAUGUUAUAGAGCCAUAUAUAGCCACAUGGAGAGUCUGGAUCACAAAUUCACAAUGGCACGCUGACAUGGCUGGGAAAAAUUUUAUACUUGACUCAUUCCAUGGUGCUCUGAUUUUUUCAAGCCAUCAUGAAGAGAUUUCAGGUUUCAAAAAUUUUGUCCAGGCAGUUAAUCCUUUCAAGUACCCAGAGGACACUUACCUCACUACCUACUGGUUCCAUAAUUUCCAUUGUUCAUUCUCUGAUUCUGAUUGCACAUUGAAGAGCUGUCCACCUAAUGCCUCUUUGGCAUGGUUGCCUUUGAAUCAUUUUGACAUGGCCAUGAAGGAUGUGAGUUACAAUAUAUACAACGCUGUGUAUGCGGUGGCCCAUGCUCUGCAUGAGAUGAUUUUUCAACCAGGAGAAAAGUCUUCAGUGAGAAAUAAAGAGUCAAUGAUGUUUUUUCCCUGGCAGUUGCACCCAUUUCUGAAAAAUAUUCAGUUUAAGAAUCCUGCUGGAGACCAAGUGAAUUUGGAUGAUAGAUUGAAAAUGGAUGCAGAGUAUGACAUUUUCAACUUUUGGAACUUUCCAGAAGGCCUUAGACUAAAGGUCAAUGUAGGAGUAUUUUCCUCCCAUGUUCCACUUGUCCAACAAUUGUCUAUAUCUGAGGAUAUGCUAGAAUGGGCCAUGGCAGCUACACAGACUCCCCACUCUGUGUGCAGUGAAAGUUGUAAUUCUGGAUUUAGGAAGACUCCUCAGGAGGGAAAGCCUGCCUGUUGUUUUGAUUGUACGCCUUGUUCAGAAAAUGAGGUUGCCAAUGACACUGAUAUGGAAGAAUGUGUGAAGUGUCCAGUUGAGCAGUAUGCAAACACUCAGCAAAACCACUGCCUCCAAAAAUCUGUGACUUUUCUGGCUUAUGAAGACACCUUGGGGAUGACACUGGCCAGCACAGCUCUGAGUCUCACUCUUCUCACAGCCAUUGUUCUUGGGCUCUUCGUGAAACACCGAGACACUCCUGUUGUCAAGGCCAAUAACCGGGCACUCAGUUACAUCCUGCUCAUCUCCCUCACCUUCUGCUUUCUCUGCUCCUUGCUGUUCAUUGGCCGUCCUAACACAGCGUCCUGCAUCCUCAGGCAGACCACAUUUGGAGUUGCGUUUACUGUGGCUGUUUCUACUGUCUUGGCCAAAACCAUUACUGUGGUUCUGGCUUUUAAGGUCACUGCACCAGGCAGAAGGAUGAGGCACUUGUUGAUUUCAGGGGCACCCAACUCCAUCAUUCCUAUCUGCUCCCUGAUUCAAUUCACUCUCUGUGGAAUCUGGAUGGGAACAAACCCACCUUUUAUUGACACAGAUAUGCACUCUGAACAUGGCCACAUCAUCAUUGUGUGCAACAAGGGCUCACUGACUGUCUUCUACUGUGUCUUGGGAUACUUGGGUUCCCUGGCCCUGGUGAGCUUUACUGUUGCCUUCAUGGCCAGAAACCUGCCUGACACAUUCAAUGAAGCCAAGUUCCUGACAUUCAGCAUGGUGGUGUUCUGCAGUGUCUGGGUCACCUUCCUCCCUGUGUACCACAGCACCAAGGGAAAGGUCAUGGUGGCCAUGGAGGUGUUCUGCAUCUUGGCCUCCAGUGCUGGCCUCCUGGGCUGCAUCUUUGCUCCUAAGUGCUAUGUUAUUUUAUUAAAGCCAGAGAGAAAUUCUGUGCAUGGAUUCAGAGAAAAAAACAUACGCUGCAAGAAAGAACCCUUCUUGAGCUUUUCCUAA
Molecule: messenger RNA, 2385 nt
Organism: Octodon degus (degu)
Lineage: Eukaryota; Metazoa; Chordata; Mammalia; Rodentia; Octodontidae
Product: vomeronasal type-2 receptor 116-like
Exons: 6
Coding region: 136-2385 (749 amino acids)
Biological process (GO): G protein-coupled receptor signaling pathway
Cellular component (GO): membrane
Molecular function (GO): G protein-coupled receptor activity
Source: RefSeq, a predicted model, not a curated record